Strigops habroptila (Kakapo) is the source of this 979-nucleotide messenger RNA. RefSeq names its product LSM10, U7 small nuclear RNA associated (gene LSM10). NCBI's taxonomy places the organism in Eukaryota, Metazoa, Chordata, Aves, Psittaciformes, Psittacidae. The record is from RefSeq and is a predicted model, not a curated record. Gene Ontology annotation, biological process: mRNA 3'-end processing by stem-loop binding and cleavage. Gene Ontology annotation, molecular function: U7 snRNA binding; histone pre-mRNA DCP binding. Gene Ontology annotation, cellular component: nuclear body; cytoplasmic U snRNP body. The transcript has 5 exons. Bases 444 to 815 code for a protein of 123 amino acids.
GUACAGCGUUAGUCGGCCAGUAGAGACACACAUGUCAGGAUCAUCCAAACACUUGGCAUCCCGUGCAAAGGAGAAUGUAAUCCCUAAUCCUCUUGCUAAAGAAGAACUGAACUUUCUGGCCAGGCUGCUGGGAGGUCUGGAGAUCAAGAAUCCCAGCGGCAGCGACACGGGAUUUCGGCUGAAUUUGUUCACAACCGACGAGGAGGAAGAACAUGCUGCACUGACUAGACCCGAGGAGUUAUCAUACAAGGUUAUCGACAUAGAAGCCACCCAGGAGCCGGCCCGGCGGGAGGAGCUCUCCUGCAUGCUGGAGGAGCUGGAGGCGGCGGAGCCGCGCCCGGCGAGCUCCGGGAAGGGCGAGGACCUGCUGGCGCUGAUGGACGGGCUCUGAGCGACGCCGGGGCAGAGCUCGGUGUCUCCCUGUUCCCAGCCGAAGGCACGCGAUGGAGGUCAGCCACUCGGUCAAGGAGCGCACCAUCGCGGAGAACAGCCUGGUCAUCCUGCUGCAGGGCCUGUGCGGUCACGUCACCACCGUGGACCUCCGCGACGAGAGCACAGCCACGGGGCGCGUCACCAACGUGGACGCCUUCAUGAACGUGCGGCUGGCCGAGGUGACCUUCACGGACAGGCAGGGCACCGUGUCCCAGCUGGAUGAGCUCUUUGUGACCGGCAGGAACAUCCGCUACGUCCAUAUCCCCGAUGAGGUGGACAUCAGGGCCACCAUCGAGCGGCAGCUCCAGGCCAUCCACAGGGUCCGCUACUUCGGAGGCCGUGACAAGGGCAGGAAGGAGUUCCCUCGUGCCAAGCACAAGUGAGCCCACGGCCGGGCCAGCAUGGACCUGCCCCUUUGGACUGCCAGGCACCUCUGCACCUCACCCCAGACACCCCACCCGGGCACACGGGGCUCUGCUCCUCCCCUGGCCGGUGCCCACGGGGGAGCAGGGUUAUUCUUUGUGAUAAAUAACCCCAUUUAAAAGGG